Molecule: messenger RNA, 595 nt
Organism: Pollicipes pollicipes
Lineage: Eukaryota; Metazoa; Arthropoda; Thecostraca; Pollicipedomorpha; Pollicipedidae
Product: WD repeat-containing protein 36
Exons: 2
Coding region: 12-323 (103 amino acids)
Biological process (GO): rRNA processing
Cellular component (GO): small-subunit processome; Pwp2p-containing subcomplex of 90S preribosome
Source: RefSeq, a predicted model, not a curated record
UGCUGAAAGGCAUGAGCCCUUGGCAGCUGGACUCGGAGCUGCGGCAGCUGGCGCCGGCGCCGGGCGGCUCUACCAAGCUGCUCCGGCUGUUCCUGGUCACAGUGCAGCGUCAGCUGGACACAGCGAGGGACUUCGAGCUGGCGCAGGCAUACCUCGGCCUCUUCCUCAAGCUGCACGGGCCGGCGAUCAGCGAGUGCGCCGAGCUGCGCGUCCUGCUGCAGGCGGUGGGCGAGAGCCAGGCGGAGUCGUGGCAGCGGCUGCAGGGCAGCAUCAGCGCCACCCUCUGCCUCGUCAGCUUCCUGCGCUCCUCCACGCUCGGCUAAUAGCCGCCGCGGCCCUGCCGGCGUGGCCUCGCUCGGUCCGGACCCGCGACCCGAACUGGGCGUGUCCGGCCGUGAUGGGCGGGCGACAGGGGACCGAGGAGGCGCUCGUGCCAGCCCGGCUCUCGUGUGCGGUCGGGGCACGACUCGGUGGCGCGGGUUGGUAGGCCGCAGGUGCGCUUGUGUGGGGUAUCUCGGACGCUCAAGGACCCCUCUGGGCCCGUGCGCCCGAGCGUGUGAUGUGCGAUGGAAACGGACGGAAAAUACAGACACGC